Messenger RNA from Polypterus senegalus (gray bichir), 2759 nucleotides. RefSeq names its product gametogenetin binding protein 2 (gene ggnbp2). The coding region runs from base 201 to 2300 and encodes 699 amino acids. NCBI's taxonomy places the organism in Eukaryota, Metazoa, Chordata, Cladistia, Polypteriformes, Polypteridae. The record is from RefSeq and is a predicted model, not a curated record. The transcript has 14 exons. Gene Ontology annotation, cellular component: nucleus; cytoplasm.
CUUGGCGCUGGCGGAGUGAUACACGGCAUAGUGCGUUUCUACUCUGACGCUUCGGCUUUUCGAAAAUUCUGGUGGAUGGUGAUUCUGAGAACGGGUUGGCGAAAGUGCUUCUGUGCUAUUUUGACCACUUGGAAAUCGCUUACGGUUACUGUUCCCCCUGUUUGCAGGCUCUGGUACUACGAGCGAACACUGCUGAAGAUAUGGCGCGUUUGGUUGCUGUUUGCAGGGACGGAGAGGAGGAUUUCCCAUUCCUUGAACGACAGAUUCCCCUCUAUAUUGAUGACACCCUUACGAUGGUGAUGGAAUUUUCUGAUAAUGUGUUAAACCUUGAAAGUUUUCAGAUGAACACAGCACAAAUGAAACAGUUUAUACAGUACCACAGUAUGCUGAAGCAACAGGAUUUGAACAUUGCCAUGAUGGUGACAUCCCGGGAAGUAUUCAGUGCACUGUCUCAGCUUGUUCCAUGUGUUGGCUGCCGCCGUAGUGUUGAACGUCUGUUUUCCCAGCUUGUUGAAUCAGGAAAUCCAGCUUUGGAGCCCCUGACAGUAGGAUCCACAGGAGUUCUUUCUUUAACUAGAGCGUGUAUGACUGAUGCAAAGAAACUUUACACCUUGUUCUAUGUUCACGGCUCAAAAUUAAAUGAUAUGAUAGAUGCAAUUCCCAAAAGUAAGAAGAAUAAAAGAUGUCAGUUACACUCACUCGAUACUCACAAGCCCAAACCUCUGGGAGGCUGUUGGAUGGAUGUGUGGGAGCUUAUGUCCCAAGAAUGCAGAGAUGAAGUAGUAUUGAUAGAUUCAACAUGUUUAUUAGAGACUCUGGAAAAUUAUCUAAGGAAACACAGAUUUUGUACUGACUGCAAAAAUAAAGUUCUAAGAGCAUACAAUAUUCUUAUUGGGGAACUGGACUGCAGCAAGGAAAAGGGAUAUUGUGCUGCUCUUUAUGAGGGUCUCCGUUGCUGCCCCCACGAGCGUCACAUUCAUGUGUGUUGUGAAACAGACUUCAUUGCACAUUUGUUAGGAAGAGCUGAGCCUGAGUUUGCUGGAGGGUAUGAACGCAGAGAACGACAUGCUAAAACGAUUGAUAUUGCCCAAGAGGAGGUUUUAACUUGUCUUGGCAUUCACUUGUAUGAGCGAUUACAUCGAAUCUGGCAAAAAUUAAGAGCUGAAGAGCAGACUUGGCAGAUGCUGUUUUACCUUGGAGUUGAUGCUUUGCGAAAAAGUUUUGAGAUGGCUGUGGAAAAAGUUCAGGGAAUAAGUCGUCUGGAGCAGCUAUGUGAAGAGCUUUCGGAAGAAGAGAGAGUGCGUGAACUAAAGCAGGAAAAGAAACGUCAGAAGCGCAAAAAUAGACGCAAAAACAAAUGUGGGUUUGAAAUGCCUGGCCAAGAUGUAGAGGACAAAGUAAAAAGUGAACAGGAUUUAUCAGAGCCUGUAAAAAGCAGCUGUAAAGCAUGUGGCAAUAUUGAGGAGACGAGCCAUUGUGUUGAAGUAAUAGUUACAAAUGAAACUGCAUCCUGCAAUUGUCACAGUAGUGUAAUACUGGGCUCACCAAAAGAAAAGAAAGGUUUAUCACCUCAGUGUAAUGGAAGUGACUGUGGAUACUCUUCAAGCAUGGAGGGUAGUGAAACUGGAUCAAGGGAAGGUUCUGAUGUAGCUUGCACUGAAGGUAUCUGCAACCAUGAUGAAACAGGUGACUACUCCUGUGUUCAUCAAUGUGUUGAAGAUAAAGAAGAUGAUGGUGACAGUUGUGUUGAAUGCUGGGCCAAUGCAGAGGAGAACCUAAAAAGUAAAAAUAAAAAGAAGAAAAAGAAAAGUAAAAGCUCUUUAAAUGGCAACGAACAAUGUCAUAAGCUUGAAGGCUAUAUGCCUGACACAAAUCAUAGAGAUGCCACUGGUACCAGUCACAGUGAAUUGCAUAGUUGCCGAUCCAAAGAAAGGUGUGCUGGUGCAGGAUGUAGUCCAUGUGCAAAUGCAAAUGACUUCCUACAGUUACCUUGGACAGAACGUCGAAGAACCACAAACCGUAGCUGUGGUCCUGUUAAAGUGUCAUCUUGUCCACGUGUAGAUAGAGGCACUAAAAGCUUAAUUGAACUUCUUGAUGAAUCAGAAGGCACCUCGGAUGAAGAAAAUUACUUAACACAAGAUGAGAUACAGUCAUUUGUCGCAAACAAUCAGUCAUUUUACAGCAACAGAGAUCAGUACCGACAGCACCUGAAAGAAAAGUUCAAUACGUACUGCCGCUCAAAUGAGCCCAGGAAACAAAUUUGCAGUGGAGGCUGGUUCACCACAACUGGGGUUAUCUAACAAUACAUUUUGCCCUACACAUAAUGACCACUGCGCCUUCUUGUUUCUGAUUUCUUACAUACUUGGAUGUCUUUUUCCCCCUUUUUUUUUAAUCGUUUGAAUUAUUUUUUACCCCACUGUCUACACUUUCCCACCUUUCUUUUAUUUCUAGCAUCUGAUUUAAGCUGGUGGUGGAGAGCACACAAAAUGAUUUUUCCUAAGCUUGCAAACUGUUACAUUUUAAAAUAUGUGACGGUCUGCCUUAUUUUAAGCCAUUGGAAUUUUCCAUUGUUUCUAUGACUGUGACACUUAGCGAUUAGUGCAAAACAUUCUACAAAUAAAUGUGUACAGAAAUAAAAAUUAUCUGAAUAUAAGAUUUUACAAAGACAUCCAUUUAUAAAAUGAAAUGUUUUGGAUGUAUUAUGUUAAAGCGCAAUGAGCAAAAUUUACAAAAUAAAGAAUAUUUAUUAAUAUGCAUCA